Molecule: messenger RNA, 261 nt
Organism: Pipistrellus nathusii (Nathusius's pipistrelle)
Lineage: Eukaryota; Metazoa; Chordata; Mammalia; Chiroptera; Vespertilionidae
Source: the annotation of a GenBank genome assembly
AUGUUUCCGUUGGCCAAAAACGUGCUAAGCCGUGUCCUAGUUCGAAGCAUUCAGCAAACAAUGUCAAGGCAGAUUCACCAGAAGAGGACACCUGAUUUCCAUGACAAAUAUGGCAAUGCUAUUUUAGCUAGUGGAGCCACCUUUUGUGUUGCUACAUGGACCUAUACAGCAACACAAAUUGGAAUAGAAUGGAACCUGUCCCCUGUUGGCAGUCACCCCAAAGGAAUGGAGAGAUUAGUAAUCAUCCCAAAGUUGGUGUGA